AUGAAGCCCACUGGCUGGACAGCUGCUCAGUGGCUGCUUUGUCUGCUCUUUUUGCGGAUCUCGGGACCAGGGCAUUGCUACCUUUACAACAAUCGCUAUGCGGGAGAUAAGGUGAUACGGCUAGUCCCAGAAACAGAGGGGAAGGCGCAUGUACUGAAGAAUGUAUGCCAUCGAUUUAAGGUGGACCUAUGGCAGCCCAGCAGCAUCUCCUAUAUCUCGGAAGGAACGGUUACAGAUGUCCAUAUUCCCCAAAAUGGCUCUCAAAUCCUGUUAGCCUUCUUACAACAAGCCAACAUCCAGUACACGGUCUUAAUAGCUGAUCUUCAGAAAACAUUAGAAAAAGGAAGCAGCUUAAGGGCCCAACGAAACCGUAGAUCACUUCCAGGAUACAGUUAUGAAGUUUAUCACUCUUUAGAAGAAAUUCAAAAUUGGAUGCAUCAUUUGAAUAAAACCCAUUCAGGUCUCAUCCACAUGUUUUCUAUUGGAAAAUCCUAUGAGGGAAGGUCUCUUUUUAUAUUAAAGCUGGGCAGAAGAUCCAAGGCUUACAAAAGAGCUGUCUGGAUAGACUGCGGUAUUCAUGCAAGAGAAUGGAUUGGUCCUGCCUUUUGUCAAUGGUUUGUAAAAGAAGUUCUUCAGACAUAUCGAAGUGAUCCUGCCAUAAGGAAAAUGUUAAAUCACCUCUAUUUCUACAUCAUGCCUGUUUUUAAUGUUGAUGGAUACCAUUUUAGCUGGACCAAUGAUCGAUUUUGGAGGAAAACAAGGUCAAGAAACUCAAGGUUCCGUUGCCGUGGAGUGGAUGCUAAUCGUAAUUGGAAGGUGAAAUGGUGUGAUGAAGGGGCUUCUUUUCACCCUUGUGACGAUACAUACUGUGGGCCUUUUCCUGAAUCUGAGCCAGAGGUGAAGGCCGUAGCUCACUUUCUCCGAAAACGCAAGAAGCACAUCAGAGCCUACCUCUCCUUCCAUGCUUAUGCACAGAUGUUGCUCUACCCCUAUUCUUAUAAAUAUGCAACAAUUCCCAAUUUCAGCUGUGUUGAAUCUGCAGCUUAUAAUGCUGUUAAUGCCAUUCAUUCAGCAUAUGGGGUCCGCUAUCGAUAUGGGCCUGCAUCAAGCACCUUAUAUGUGAGUUCUGGCAGCUCAAUGGAUUGGGCUUACAAAAAUGGAAUACCCUAUGCAUUUGCUUUUGAACUGCGUGACACUGGGCACUUUGGAUUUUUGCUCCCAGAGUCUCUAAUCAAGCCAACUUGUACAGAGACAAUGCUGGCAGUGAAGAAUAUCACAAUGCAUCUGCUAAAGAAGUGUCACUGA
Messenger RNA from Gracilinanus agilis (Agile Gracile Mouse Opossum), 1305 nucleotides. RefSeq names its product carboxypeptidase A6 (gene CPA6). Gene Ontology annotation, molecular function: zinc ion binding; metallocarboxypeptidase activity. The transcript is spliced from 11 exons. Gene Ontology annotation, biological process: proteolysis. The record is from RefSeq and is a predicted model, not a curated record. Lineage: Eukaryota; Metazoa; Chordata; Mammalia; Didelphimorphia; Didelphidae. Bases 1 to 1305 code for a protein of 434 amino acids.